Phanerochaete carnosa HHB-10118-sp is the source of this 711-nucleotide messenger RNA. RefSeq lists its product as uncharacterized. Lineage: Eukaryota; Fungi; Basidiomycota; Agaricomycetes; Polyporales; Phanerochaetaceae. The coding region runs from base 1 to 711 and encodes 236 amino acids. The record is from RefSeq and is a predicted model, not a curated record. The transcript is spliced from 2 exons.
AUGCCGCCUCCAGCUCUGCCCCGCUCGCUUCGCGUUAUCCUCCAGCAUUUACUGUCCGGCGACUCUCCUGUCACCACUUUUGCUGUAGGCGGCCCUGCACGGACCAAGAAACUGGCGCAAGUCAGCUCUUCGCCGCUCAGGACGCCCUCGGACGCACCAAGACGCCUUCGACGCGGCCCGCCACCUCCACCGCAUGCGCGGUCGCCAGCCGAGGACUCCGCCUGCGCCUCGCAGCCGCCCUCGGACACACGCGAGCCUGCACGCCCUCCAAAGCACAAGAAGCGCAAGUUUGCCGACGCGCGUGCGCUAGCGCGGGCGAACCCGUGGCUAGACAUUGAGGCGACGCACUCGGGGAGCGAGGCCGAGGACGGCGCGCUGGAGGACGCGGACGCGUCCAGCGAUGUCGGCUUCGCAGGCGAUUUUUCCGCGACUCAGGCUCCCGCGGGGUACGACCAGGUGGUGGUGUACUGCAGAAGUUUCCUGAUGCAGGCCGCGUUGACCGCGAGCGUGCCCAUGUUUGCGCAUGCACCCGUCAGCAGGGGCGUGCUGUGUGCGGGGGCUGUACGAGAUGGUGUGUGCGAGCGCGGGCUGCUCCCGAGGAGCUCGCCGAGGGAGCUGGAUAGCGAAGACGCGUACGAGCCGAGGACGUUUAUUGUGAAUGACGACGAGGAGAUAUUGUAUGUCCGGGCUUCGUCGAUCCUGAGUCAGUGA